Messenger RNA from Cokeromyces recurvatus, 1452 nucleotides. RefSeq lists its product as uncharacterized. The transcript has 8 exons. Gene Ontology annotation, molecular function: G-rich strand telomeric DNA binding; telomerase inhibitor activity. NCBI's taxonomy places the organism in Eukaryota, Fungi, Mucoromycota, Mucoromycetes, Mucorales, Mucoraceae. The record is from RefSeq and is a predicted model, not a curated record. Gene Ontology annotation, cellular component: nuclear telomere cap complex; chromosome, telomeric region. Bases 1 to 1452 code for a protein of 483 amino acids. Gene Ontology annotation, biological process: regulation of telomere maintenance via telomerase; telomere capping.
AUGAAAGAAGCCGUACUUCACUAUCAACAGUUACUUGAAGAUUUUUCUUAUAAAAAUCUUUCAGAGAUUAAACCUGAAACUUAUGUAGAUGUAUAUGCAAUUGUUGUGGAUACAAAACCCUUUAAAAGGAUUUCAAACGGAAGACAGGAUUAUAUUUUUAGCAUUACUUUAAUUGAUCCUAGUUUAAAUGGCGAAAGUAUAACGGCUAAUUUCUUUAAAUCAAAGACUGAAUCACUACCUCAAGUCAGAGUUGGAAGUAUUCUCGUUUUAAAGAAUAUAAAAGUGAAUGAAUUCAAUAAUAGAAUUCAAUUGGCUAGCAGUAACAGAACACUGUAUACAGCUUUUGAUCCCGUAUCAUUAGAGGAAAAGCCUUCUGUUGACGUAUUUUAUAAAAUAGAAGAUCAUGAAAAGAUAAUUAUAAGGGCGUUACAUUCUUGGAAUCAACAAUACAUGUCGUUGAUUAAAGAAAAGCGGGUACAGAUGGCUACCAUUAUCAAACGACCUAUUUUGCAAACUGAUCAAUUAAUCCAUAACCCCGCUAUGUAUUUCGAUUAUAUUGGCAUGGUUGUAGCAUAUAAUCGCCCAGAUUCUAGAUCUGUAGUCGAUUUAGUUUUAACUGAUUAUACCAUUAAUCCCAAGCCCUAUUUUAAUGAUGAAUAUAACGUAAAGGGUAUUUCAUAUGAAUUCUUAUUACAAUGCACUUUAUGGGAUAAUCAUGCAGAUAAUUGCCCUGAAUUGAACUUUGGCGACUAUGUGUUUAUUGAGAAUUGCACUCGAAAUGCUAGAAGCCAAUCUUUAGAGAUUAGUGUAAAAGGCAAUAGAAGCAAAAAGCAUCAAUUAACAGUGUUAGAGGAGAAAGAUCCUUCUUUGAAAAAUUUACUUGAGAGAAGGUUAAAGUUUGAUGGUACAUCAGAAACAGUUAUAAAAAGAGAUAUAACCAAAUCUAUAUCUUCUAUUCGAACAAGCUUAACUUGCUCAAGGACUAUUAAUACAGUUAAAGAUAUUUUAGAAAAGGAGAAAGCGGGAAUAUACUUAUUACGAGCUUUUAUUCUUAACUAUCAGCCAAAAGACAUAAAGGACUGGAUCCGAGGUUGGUGUUCUACAUGUCAAAAAACUUAUAACGAUCCAUCAAAACCAUGUAUAAAUUGUAAGAAAGAGGUAGAAAUCAUCUAUCAAUUUGCCUUUCUUAUGGAAGAUGAAACAGGAAUGAAAAUAAUCGUAUAUGGAUUUGAAAAAGAUGCUGAUUUACUGUUUUCUAAAGUUCCAGCGAGAGAAGCAUAUCUGGAUGCAUCAAAGUUCGAGGAAUUAAAAAGAAUUGUUGGAGCAAUAUGCAAUGAAGAAAAUAUUUAUUUUGAUAUGAAUAUUAUAUCUUAUGAUAUUCCAAAGUUAGGUCGUUGUUAUAGAUUUUGCGAAACCGAGUUCAUAACUGAAGAUAAGAAUGAAGAAAGAUAA